This is a messenger RNA of Vanessa tameamea, 1241 nucleotides long. RefSeq names its product Juvenile hormone binding protein 2. Lineage: Eukaryota; Metazoa; Arthropoda; Insecta; Lepidoptera; Nymphalidae. Bases 42 to 785 code for a protein of 247 amino acids. The transcript is spliced from 7 exons. The record is from RefSeq and is a predicted model, not a curated record.
UUUACUAAGAUGCUGUAAUUUUAGUAAUUUAUUAAAUAAAAAUGGAGAAAUAUCAAGUUUUGAUCUUCUUAUUCAUCGCUUUAGUUGCGCCGACAUCUUCAAAUUCAAAUGUUUUUGGGGGUCACUGUUCGAAACAGGACGACGAUGUUGACGCGUGCUUGUUAAAAAGUUUUAAUAACCUCAUCGAACAUCUCAAGAGUGGAGCGCCCGAACUGGACAUCGAACAGUCGGAUUCAAUAGUAAUCGACGAAUUGUCGAUCGCUCUCGGCGGCGGCCCCGAUGGCUACAAAGCAACGUUCAAAGACAUCAACGCGAGCGGUGUUGAUGACGUCACAAUAACAAAUGUCAGGUCGGAUCUAGACACGUACCAGUUCCAGCUGACGCUGUCCAUACCCCACAUCAGCACAACAGCACGAUACCGCUCCUCGGGCAUUCUGCUACUCGUACGAGCCUCUGGCGGCGGGGACUACUGGGGAGAAUAUGAGAACGUUAAAGCAAAAGUAUACUUCCGCGGCGAGCCGUAUGAGCGUAAGGGCAAGACUUACCUGAAGCUGAAACAGCUGAAACUGGACUUCUCCGUCAAGGACAUCAAAAUGGGUGUAGAGAACUUAGAAAAUAGCAACUCUGUGCUACAAGCAGCACUAAACCUGUUCAUAAAUACAAACGCUCAUGAAUUGCUGAAGGAAAUGAAGCCCCAACUGAAGAGAGACCUCGCUGAGAAAAUGUCGGGUUUCCUAAACAGAAUCCUCGAAAAAAUACCCUACGACGACUGGAUUGUAGACUAAAUAAAAUCUUCAAGAUAUCCUCUAUUCGAAUUUUCUUAAUAUAAAGCAAUUUUUGGGUUAAAAUUGUACAAACUUCACAAAUAUUAGAUUACAGUUUACGUUCAUGUAAUUGAAUUUACGAUUAAUGAUUUUAGUUAUUUUUUAAACUGAUACAAAAGAUUAAAGUAAAUUUUGUGGUAUUAGGUAUUAAAUCUUUAUUUAAGUGAAAGCAACUUACAAUUAUUGGCGGUGUGUGCGUCAUUUCCAGGGUCAAAAAAUUAAUAUAAUUAAUUCUUAUUUUACCUUUGUAAUUUGUAAUUGGUUUCUUUUUUUUUAAAACGGAGCAUAACUUAUUAAAAUAUUUAAGUUAUUUAUUUGUGACAAAUUUGAUUAGGCUUGAAAAAUUCAUCCUUUAAAUCCCAGUCUACUAUUAAUUGUAUAUUAAUUUUAAGAAAAAUAAAAGACUUUAUAAAAUCA